This is a messenger RNA of Ectocarpus siliculosus, 2114 nucleotides long. The record is from the annotation of a GenBank genome assembly. NCBI's taxonomy places the organism in Eukaryota, Phaeophyceae, Ectocarpales, Ectocarpaceae.
AUGCGCCAACUAGCUGCGCAACUCGCCGACGCGGAGCGCGUCGCCCGCGAGGCGGAGACUAUGCUCGCCAGGCGCACCGAAGGCGCCGUCCGACCACCUCCUGGCCACGAACACAGCAUGCUGUCAGACACGCAUGGUCGCCAUCACAACUAUCUCCGCAUAUCUCUCACGGAGAGGUGCAACUUGAGAUGCGUGUACUGCAUGCCUGAAGAUGGGGUCGACUUGCAGCCCCAAUCAAAAAUGAUUAACCAGCAGGAGAUACUGAGGUUGGCGAGCAUGUUUGUCGAUGCGGGGGUUGACAAGAUCCGACUUACCGGUGGCGAGCCGUUGGUACGGAAAGACCUGCCUGACAUUGUACGGGCGCUGAGCUCAUUGGAAGGCGUGCGCAACGUCGGGGUGACUACAAACGGGAUCAAUCUCAAGCGGAAGAUUCCUGCUCUACGUGAGGCAGGCCUCACCCACAUCAACGUGAGCCUGGACACGCUGCAGCCAGACCGCUUUGCUGCCAUCACUCGUAGAAAGGGCCUCGACACAGUGUUGGCGUCGUUGGAUGCAGCGCUAGCUCAUGGGUACGGGGGAAGGCUGAAGAUCAACUGCGUCGUGAUGAACGGUGUCAACACGGACGAACUGGCGGACUUCUUAGAGUUCACGCGCGAUCAGGAGAUUGACGUUCGAUUUAUCGAAUGGAUGCCUUUCGACGACAACCGGUGGAAGGACGCCAAGUUCUUCUCCUACCAGUCAAUGCUGGACGUGAUUCGGGAGCGCUAUCCCGAUCUCGAAAGAACUGUCGACUCUGCCAAUGACACCACCAAGUGGCACCGAGUUCCUGGAUACCGGGGCAGGGUCGGGUUCAUCACGUCGAUGAGCGAGCACUUCUGUGGUACUUGCAAUCGCCUCCGCAUCACAUCGGAUGGGAAUUUGAAAGUCUGCCUGUUCGGAGACGAAAGCCUCAGCCUCCGGGACGCGCUUAGAGGAGGACUGUCGGAUGCAGAGAUAUCGGUUCUGGUACGGGCGGCAGUGUUGGGCAAACGCGCUGCCCUUGGAGGUCAUGGGGACAUGUAUGGUAUUGCUAACGCCAAGAACCGGCCGAUGACCACAAUUGGAGGAUGAACAUGAAGCACCCUAACGCUGUUCCCGGUUAUUAGUACUGGCAGGACCCGAAACGAUGUGUCUAAUCGGAAAUGCGUAAUUUAGGACAGCUGCCUUUGGCGGAAGCUCAACUGCGGAGCAGAUUGAGGCCCCUGGCCGCGAAUGUAUUUAGGCGAUUCGUUCGUCUCCGAGCUGUGGGCUUGUUUUACGACACAGCGAACGUGACAAGGUUGAGUUUACAUGUUGGAUCUGUAACCGCAUUGUUGUGCUUUACCCACUUUUUGGUAACCCCGUUUCGCAGGUAGUGUCUAGCGUGCGUGCUCGAUAUUAUCGAGCAAAACAGCGUUCUGUGUACAAAACUUCUGUUUUUUCGCGCGUGUGCUGUGUUUGAAAUGUAUUUGUCGUGUGGUUUCUUUCUCUUGCCAAAUGUCGUGGCAGGAGUGAGGAUUUGUAUCGGCGUGACUUUGUUUGAAGCUUUCUGCGGUUCCGACUUCAUCUACGCCAAGCUUGGACUUUUGCAUUUAAGUACCUCGAUCGCCGGUGACUGCUGCUGGCAGCCGCGUUUUCAUGCAUAAUGUUGUCGGGUGAUGGUGAUACGUGGUGUCGACCUCUCUGUUCACCAACUCUAUGGGUGUAUCCCAAAUUGUCAUCAAUUUGCUGUUCAGUAACACUCGGCAAAGGACGUGGCAAGGGUGUGGGUGUAUCGGCAUGACUUUAUUUGAAGAUUUUGCGGUUCCGGCUGCAUCUACGCUAACCUUAGGCUUUUGCAUUUCAAGAUCUGGUACGUCGUUGACUGUUGUUGGCCUGCGGUGUUCUCAUGCAUAUUGUUGUGGGGUGAUCGGUGAUACUUGGUUUUACCACUCUUCCCACCACUCUUACAAGUGCAUCCCAAAAUUGCUGUGCGUGACCCACACGGCAAAUGUCGUGGGGGGAGGGUGUGUGUGUAUCGGCAUGACUUUGUUUGGAGGUUUAUGCGGUCCCGAAUUCAUCUACGCUGAGCGUACAGGCAUGUAACAACUCACGUC